AUGGCUUCAAGAACGAGUCUAGCCGGCGGCUGCUACAUUGUCAUUGACAAUUUGGCAAAAUAUCUGCCGCAAGUUGAGACCAAGAUCCACACGACAAUCCUGGAUUCGAUAUGUCAAACCAAUCUCACACAAACCUUUAUCAAUCCAUCGCAGAGCCAGGUGGCCCGGGAAGUCAAGUACAUAUUCCCCCUUGACAAUGGGGUGUCUGUCGUUGGCUUCACUUGCUGCGUCGGUAAUCGCGUGAUCAAGGGUGUAGUGAAGGAAUGGCGGGAGGCACAGGCAGACUUUGGCAAAGCCAAGGCCCAGGGUAAAACCGCUGGGUUAUUCAAACAAUCCCGCAAGGCCUCUGAUAUAUUUUCCACGACUAUUGGGAAUCUCCCUCCCGGCGGGGAAGUGCGCGUGGAGCUGACGUACCUUGAGGAAUUGAAACAUGAUGCUGAGAUCAACGGGUUGCGCCUCACGAUUCCCACACGGAUUGCUCCCCGCUAUGGUUCUGCUAUCUGGGAAACAGAAGCCCCUGGGGUUAAAGAGCGCGGAAUGUCCAUUACAGUCGAUGUCGAGAUGCCAGGAGGCUCUGUGAUCAAAUCCAUCCAGUCACCAUCCCAUCCAAUGCCUGUCACCAUCGGCACGUUAUCUAACGCGCCGCAGUCGGAGCCAACUCUAAGCAGGGCAUCUGCCAGCUUCUCUCAAUCGUCAGUCGGCCUGGACAUAGACGUCGUCAUUGAUGUAGUGGCUACAAACCUUUCCGAGCCUGCUGCAUUCCUCGAAACCCAUCCAACAAUCCCCAAUCAAAGAGCCCUCAUGAUGACCCUAGUCCCAAAAUUCAAUCUUGCUCCAAUAAAGCCGGAGAUUGUGUUUCUUUGCGAUCGAAGCGGUAGCAUGAGGCCUGAAAUAAAGAAUCUUGUGGCUGCUCUUCACAUUUUCCUCAGAUCGCUACCCGCUGGAGUUAAAUUCAACAUCUGCAGCUUCGGUACAGGGCAUAAAUUCCUCUGGGAGCGGUCGAAAGGCUAUACCCAGGAAUCAUUCGAGGAAGCAAAGAAGCACAUAGAUUCAUUUGAAGCCGACUAUGGCGGAACGAAUAUCCUUGAUCCUCUUGAGGCCACUUUUGAGCAACGAUAUAGCGACAUGAGUCUCGAGGCGUUUGUUCUUACUGACGGCAGAAUCGAUGAGCAAGACAAACUUUUCGACUUGAUACACAAGUGGACGGCCAAGUCCAACCAGAACAUACGCGUUUUCAGUCUGGGUGUUGGGUUAAAUGUGAGCUCUGCUCUAGUUGAGGGAAUUGCACGGGCAGGAAACGGCUUCGCGCAGACUGUCCACGUUUCGGAGACGAUGGACAAGAAAGUUAUCCGGAUGCUCAAGGGCGCUCUGCUUCCCCAUAUCAAGGAUUACAGUCUUGACAUCAGAUAUGGCAAAGCUGAUGCUCAAAACAACGAAGAUUUUGAAAUUGUCGAAAAUGUUUCAGACUCCCUUCUGGUCCAUUCCAAGGAUGAUGAAGAAUGGAUAGAGGUAGAGAGCCAGAUUGCGAGGGAAACGGACCCCGAGAUCCCGAAGGGCGAUGAGCAGACUGAUCCAGGUCCUGCUACUGGGCCGAUUGCACCAAAACAUACAAGUUUGCCCGCAGUACCAGCCCCAGACUAUAUUCAGGUUCCAAGUCAAAUCACACAGGUCUUUCCCUUUAACCGAACGACAACAUACGUCCUGCUGUCGAAUCAAAAACAAGAUCUAGAACCAAAGUCGGUCAUCUUGAAAGGGUCUUGUGACCAAGGGCCUCUGGAGCUAGAGAUCCCCAUUGUCCACCUUUCAGCGAAAUCGUCUGCUAUCCACCAGAUGGCGGCUCGCAAGGAGAUUAGGGAUCUAGAAGAGAAUCGCGGUUGGCUUUUCGUAGCCAGAGAUGAUGACGGGAAGCUGCUACGAGAAAAGUUUCAUCCCGGGUUUUUCAACAUGGCAAAAACAGAGGCUGUUCGAUUGGGAGUACUGUUUCAGGUCGUGGGUAAAUGGUGCUCCUUCGUUGCCGUGGAGCCGCCUCAAACCAGAGGCCUCGUUGGAUCGGAGAAGGAGAUUGGUGAAAUUGAAAUCUCUCAGACGCCAGCUGAUGAGAUACCUAUAACCAGAAACAGACAUUCGAUACCCCGCGAGGCGCGGACCUCGGACAACCUUAGUCAAAGGGGAUAUUGCGCAAAGAUUGCCAAACCCAGUACCAGUCGGUUCGCCAGGAAGGCGCCCAGUUCCUUCUUCACAAGAAUGUCAUCCCGUUUGAAACCGAAAGCCACGCCAUCGAGCUCCGGGAAAGAUGGGAACAGCCAGCCGAUGGAUAGUGGUAGCAACAAGGCUGAUAGCGCUUAUUCCAACGACUCCAAGCUCCAAAGCUUCAUUGCUUUACAACGCUUUGGUGGUUGCUGGGGCUGGAGCAAAGAAUUCGAGGAAAUCACAAAAUUGAGACAUGAUUCUCUUCUUAAGCUCGAUCUUCCGGUCUCCGUUGCUAAUCACGAGAACAGUAGCGAUAUCCUAGCUACGGUUUGCGCAAUCGCCUUUCUCAAGAAGCAUUUCAUCGAAGAAAAAGAAAUCUGGGAUUUAGUUGAAGAGAAAGGUCAAGAUUGGCUCAAGGAUCAAAUCGGAGGUGAGGUUGAAGGCUUGAUGCAGAAGCUCUCUGAUCUAAUUUAG
Molecule: messenger RNA, 2664 nt
Organism: Clonostachys solani
Lineage: Eukaryota; Fungi; Ascomycota; Sordariomycetes; Hypocreales; Bionectriaceae
Source: the annotation of a GenBank genome assembly